GAUAAAGUGGAAACCGUUCGCAACUGCUCUCGACUACCAAAGGAUGUGAUUGAAGCCAUUGUCACUAUCAUUGCCAAUGAAUUACUCGAUGGCAAUGAGAAUCUAACCAUCGGUUCCAUACCGAAGUUGUUGACCACCGAUAUGUUGACUCACAUGAAGAGCCAAUGCGGAGGAAUACAGACUUUGCUCAGGAAUAAUAAACAUAUUUUUGAAGUAAGCGGAGGUAUAAUUGGGUUCACUCGACCGAAACCCAUCGAUGUCACCACAAAUGGCACCACAGAUACGGAUAAACAUNGCCAUCCCAACGGCUGUCCAUUACCUGCCACUCAAUGCCCCUUAAGUGACUUUCACCACAAAAAGCACUUCUCAUACCAAACCAGUGAUUCAUCCGAUGCUGUAAUCACUAACGUUUAA
Molecule: messenger RNA, 414 nt
Organism: Oppiella nova
Lineage: Eukaryota; Metazoa; Arthropoda; Arachnida; Sarcoptiformes; Oppiidae
Source: the annotation of a GenBank genome assembly